AGCUCGGGGCAACUGCUGAACUGCAACCAACAUGAGUUUCUGUAUUUGGGCAUUAAGACUUCAUUAAGAUCAUCAGGCUUUUCUCCUUCAGCAUUUCUUCAACUCACACGUGUUCUCGGUGAAUCAGGAUGUCAGCAACCAGCUGUGUGCUGUCUGAAGAGCAGUUUCUAUGCUGCAUCUGUCUGGAUGUUUUUACUGAUCCUGUCACGAUACCAUGUGGACACAACUUCUGCAAAAACUGCAUUACACAACACUGGAAUGUUAACAGUGCUCGAUGCCAGUGUCCCAUGUGUAAAAAACAAUUUACAACACGACCUGAACUGCCUGUCAAUACUUUCAUUUCUGAGAUGGCUGCUGAGUUCAAGCAGUCGGUGAAACAGAAAGGAAGCGAUGUCUCAGAGAUGCAAGUUGCCAAACCAGGAGAAAUCCCCUGUGACGUCUGCACUGGAACCAAACUUAGGGCUGUGAAAUCAUGCCUGACCUGUUUCGCGUCCUACUGCGUUAUUCAUCUGGAUCCUCAUCAGACAUCUGAUCGCUUGAGAACACAUUUGCUGACAAAUCCUGUGGAGAACAUGGAAGGGAGGGUGUGUACGAAGCACAAAAAACCACUGGAGCUGUUCUGUAAGACUGACCAGACAUGUGUGUGCUCACAGUGCACCGUUACAGAACAUGUGUCACACAACAUUGCUUCUCUGAAAGAUGAAUAUGAAGAAAAGAAGGCUGAGCUGGAGCAGGCAGAGGCUAACAUCCAGCAGAUGAUCCAGCACAGACAGCUUAGGUGUCAGAGGAUUAAACUGUUGAAAAUACACAGUAAGAAAGACGCAGAGACAGAGAUUGCAAACGGUGUUCGGAUCUUCACCAUUCUGAUGCAGACUGCAGAGAGAGAUCUGAACGAGCUCAUUGAGAUGAUUGAAGAGAGGCAGAAGAGGACAGAGGACGAAGCAGACCGCUACAUCACAGAGCUGGAGCAAGAAAUCUCUGUACUGAUAAAGAGAAGUGCUGAGGUGCAGCAGCUCUCAUGCACUGAGGACCAUCUUCACCUCCUCCAAAACUUCACAAGCACAAGCACUGCCCUGCACACCAAGAACUGGACAACGGUCAGUGUCUGUCCACCGCUAUAUGAGGGGACAGUGGUGGAAGCUGUAGCUAAGCUGGAGGAGACACUUGGCAGAGAGAAGGAGCAGCUGCUUCGUGUAGCCAGACUGAGGAGGGUCCAACAUUAUGCUGUAGAUCUGAUUCUUGAACCUAACACAGCUAAUCCCUGGCUCAUCCUGUCUGAUGAUGGGAAGCAAGUUAGGUGUGGUGAGGUAAGGAGGGACCUGCCAGACAACGAAGAGAGAUUUUCUCUUUACAACAAUGUGUUGGCACAGCAGAGUUUCUCUUCUGGAAGAUUUUACUAUGAGGUUCAGGUUACAGGGAAGACAGACUGGACUCUAGGAGUAGCCAAAGAGUCAGUGAACAGGAAGGGAAUAAUCCCACUAAGCCCUGUGAAUGGCUACUGGGCUGUGGGUUUGAGGAAUGGAAGUGAGUAUCUAGCUCUGAGCAGUCCGGUUGUCAGUCUCAGUCUGAACUUGAGGCCACAGAGGGUGGGAGUUUUUGUGAGUUAUGAGGAGGGACUGGUCUCUUUUUAUGAUGUAGAUGAAGCAGUCCAUCUCUCCUCCUUCACUGAUUGUUGUUUCACUGAGAAACUCUUCCCUUUCUUCAGUCCUGGUCUUAAUCAUGGUGGUGCGAACUCUGAUCCUCUGAUAAUUUUACCUGUCAACCACACUGAUUAGACUUUUCUGUGAAAUGACUUUUGUAGUUUUAAAAGAGGAAGUCAAAGGAUCAACCCCCCAGUCGCUGCUUGCCUUCAUUAUGCCCCUUGUUCGUACUGUCUGCUCCAAGAUCCCUUUCGCGCUUCUAAUGUAAGCAGUGUAACCCCCUUAAAUCAAGAGCAGAUCCUCCAGAGAUAGUUUGCAGCAACUUCCCUUUUUGUGUUGAUACACUUCCACAGGGGCCUAGCACAGAAACACAGGGGAAAACAAACAGGAAAAAAUGUUCUGCUCAUAAUUUACUUUGCAAGUUAUCCUCUUGAUUUGCCUAACAUGGACCAGUGAAGCUUCCUAUCACAGUCACACUGCAUAUGUGUUUUUUGCCUUAACUUACCCUUGUGAGGUCAAUUUUAAUUGCACAUUCUAAAAUGUACAGAAUAAUGACACCAGCAAUUGGUACCUUAUAAGCUUCAUUUUUAUGAGGCAGUUCUGUCUGAUAUGGGUUCAAAACAUGAAAUUUACUUUAUGGUACAAUGUUAGUGCAAAACCAAAUCAGGACGAGGAAUGUGAGUGUGCUUGGUUGUGUGUCUGUGUGUGGCCCUGUGACGGACUGGCAGCUUGUCCAGGAUGUACCCUGACUUCAUCUUAAGUUGGAUGGGAUAGGCUCAAGCCACCCCACAGAGGAUUAAACAGUGUAUAGAUAAUGAAUGAAUGGACAACAAAAUGGUAACUUCAUUAAUUACUUAGAAUUAUAAAUGAUUCUCUGAUUGAUCGGGAUCUAACCUUUAUCACUAACAUCACAUUUUUGUUAUACUUUUGAGGAGAGAAUUGUAUUUGUAACUUUUCCUCAGUACAGUGGAAGGUCCCAAGAAAAGAAUGAUGACUCAUGUCAUCAUGCACCAUAAGUUGAUGUUUAAUCAUAUUAUUCAGUAUAACUGAUGCAUUUGAUGAUUGUUGCUCUGAGAUGCUUGUAGAUGUAUGUUACACUUGCUGUGCAUUCCAUUCAGUGACAAUGUAUUUUAAAUUGCACUGCCAACAUAUUUGGUGUGUUUCACUCUGUAUGUUGCAAUCUUAUGAUAUCAUCUGAAUGUGGUUUAUUUAUUUAUUUUUUUUAAUGAUAAUUCCAACAUUAUAAAUGAGGGACUACUA
This is a messenger RNA of Stegastes partitus (bicolor damselfish), 2900 nucleotides long. Its product is annotated as E3 ubiquitin-protein ligase TRIM39-like. The transcript is spliced from 2 exons. The record is from RefSeq and is a predicted model, not a curated record. Gene Ontology annotation, molecular function: protein binding; zinc ion binding. Lineage: Eukaryota; Metazoa; Chordata; Actinopteri; Pomacentridae. The coding region runs from base 129 to 1775 and encodes 548 amino acids.